Molecule: messenger RNA, 924 nt
Organism: Caenorhabditis bovis
Lineage: Eukaryota; Metazoa; Nematoda; Chromadorea; Rhabditida; Rhabditidae
Source: the annotation of a GenBank genome assembly
AUGACGGUUUUAUUAAUAAAAUCGAUUUUACUGGCAAUAAUGGCCGCCGUCUCCGUUCUAUUUGGCCUACUUCCAAUAAAGCUUCUUCGACUGAUCAACGAUCCAACCAGCCAUUUCUUCACCGGUCGCUCGUCACUUCUCAUUUCUCUUCUUUCGUGUUUUGCCGGAGGCGUUUUCGUAUCAGUUUGUUUUCUGGAUAUGCUUCCAGAUGCUCUAGAUUCUUGGGAAGAAGCGAAAACGAAUAUGGAAUUCGAUUCCGACUAUCCAUUCGUUACACUUAUUGCGCUCAUCUCAUUUUUUGUUGUUUAUCUUUUUGAAGAAACCUCCACGCUGAUUUGCGAUGUUCCACACGCUCAUGUCAACUCAAAAGAGCAUCUAUCGGUUGUCAUGCCCCAACGAGAUCGUUUUGCGACGGUUGGAUCAAUCUUCAACGUCGACAAAGGAAGCGCUGAAAUAAAUGGAGGAGAAGCUCGAAUCAGCCGCAGCCUUCUAUUCGUCACUGCGUUCGUCCUGCACGUUUUUCUUGAAUGUUUCGCUUUUGGAGUACAGAAUGAUAUCAAAUCGGCGAUGUCGUUGUUUAUCGGAAUUACAAUUCACAAAGCGAUUGUUAUGUUCUCGAUUGGAAUGAAAUUAACAAGAAAUCAUCCAAUUCGUUGGUGGAUCGUUAUGAGCCUUGUCGUUUUCAUUGCAUUUUGCAAUGUUCUUGGAGGCUCAAUUGGAAUCAUUAUUGAGAGUUCAAAUAUGAAUACUACCGAUAAAAGCUUAACAACGGCCAUUUUGAUGAGCAUUUCUCUUGGGACAUUCAUUUUCAUCUCAUUUUUUGAGAUGUUAGCUCCAGAACGAGCCAAUAAUCAUUCAAAUAUUCUACAAUGUUGCUCGGCUAUGCUCGGAUUUGUGAUAAUUGCGGGUGUGAUGUGCAUUUGA